Messenger RNA from Arachis ipaensis, 564 nucleotides. The record is from RefSeq and is a predicted model, not a curated record. Lineage: Eukaryota; Viridiplantae; Streptophyta; Magnoliopsida; Fabales; Fabaceae.
AUGGCUCAAUUUGCUGAAUUAACUUCAGUCACCCAACAAUUCGAUGGUAAGGUUGUGUUAAUGGGGAAUUUUAAUGUCAUUUCUAAUCAAUUGGAGAAAGAAGGUGGGGGUGCUAAAUCUCCUUCUUCUAUUGAAACCUUUAAUAGUUUCAUUGAUGAUAAUUCCCUGAUUGAUAUUGGUAUGGUCGGAAGACCAUUCACUUGGUCAAAUAGACGGAGGGGUGAUGAGUUGAUACAGGAAAGACUGGACCGAUUCCUGGUAGGAGUUGAUUGGCAGCAACUCUAUCCCAAUGCAACAGUUCUUAGACUGUCAGAAUCAGGCUUGGAUCAUGCCCCUCUUCUCCUAGACUCUAAUCCGAGAACUGAGAGAUCUAAACGCCGAUUCAAAUUCCAAGAAAGAUGGUGUUCCGAUGAUGAAAUAAGGCAGAUUGUUAGAGAGGUUUGGCAUGAACAGAUUGAUGGUUCAGCCAUGUAUAUCCUAGCUCAAAAAACCUGUUUGCUGAUAAUUCCAUUUUAUUCUGUAAGGCUAAUCCUAAAGCAUGUUCAAAUAUCCUGCAUUUAUUGA